AUGCAGUCGAAGAGGAUGUCGAUGCAGCCGUGGAGGCAGCAUUGGCGGCCUUUCAACGGUCCUUGGAAGAAAUUCACCGCCGCUCAGCGUGGUCAAGCUCUGCACAAGCUGGGAGACCUGACACUGGAAUAUAAGGAUGAGCUCGUCUGGCUGGAUGCGACUCCCAUUGGCAAGCCUUUGCCCUUCGCCCAUAUGGAAGUUGAAAUGGCAGCCAAUACCCUUAAAUACUACGCUGGCUGGGCGGAUAAGUACGCUGGUGAAUCAUUCCCCGGUAAUGAUGGCUUCAUCAAGAUUGUCCGGCACGAGCCUCUUGGUGUUACAGUGGGCAUUAAUCCGUGGAAUGGGCCCCUUGCAACAGGCAACGUCAUGAUCCUAAAGCCCAGCGAGAAGACACCGUUUGGAUCGAGUCGGUUUGCAGCCCUGGCAACACAAUCGGGAAUUGCUCCGCCGGGCGUCACCCAGAGCCUUCCUGGAGCAGGUGCCACGGGCGCCUUGCUUUCCAGUCAUAUGAAGGUUCGUAAAGUCAGAUUUACUGGCUCUGUGCCCACUGGCCGGCGCGUCCAGCAGGAUGCUGCGACCAGCAAUCUCAAGCGUGUCACCCUCGAGCUAGGUGGGAAAUCUCCAGCGGCUAUCUUCGAAGAUUGCAACUUUGAAGUUGUGCUAUUCUGGUCCGUACUUGCCAUUGCCCAGAAUACCGGACAGGCGUGUUUUGCUGCAAGCCGGCUCUUCGUGCAGGAGAGUAUAGCAGAGAAGUUCAUCGGCGUAUUUAUCCGUGCCAUGGCGGAAGCGGCCAAGACGAUUGGCCAUCUAACAGAUCCUGCGACGCAGCUAGGACCUCUCGCAGAUAAGGCUCAACUUACUCGUGUAGCCUCCUUUGAGAAGGACGGUGGCAAGACAAAGGUCCUGUAG
This is a messenger RNA of Monascus purpureus, 909 nucleotides long. Lineage: Eukaryota; Fungi; Ascomycota; Eurotiomycetes; Eurotiales; Aspergillaceae. The record is from the annotation of a GenBank genome assembly.